AUGGAGCUACCCGAAAACAAAUAUGAGCAUUGGAAAGCAAAGUUCAUAGAUGGCCUUCCCCCAUUAUUUGCAAUAAGGGUUAAAACAUUGCUUAGAAAUGAGCAUGGUGAAAUUCUCUACCAGGAUUAUACUAAUGGUCGACUGAUAGGCGUUUGCACUCAGGAAGGGAAAAAUUUGUGCAAUGAAUUAAAGUUACCUAGAAAGCUUAAAAUAGAUAAGCUUAGGGAAAGAUCUCAGCCAGGAGACGUUUGCACCCAAUUUGGUUUACCCGGUAUUUCGGCUGAUAGCAAGAAAACCAAACAUAGAGAUUCUAGAGGCUCCAAUCCCGACAAACCUUAUAGGAAAAGAAGGUAUAAACAUAGACAUAGAUCUAAGGAAGAACAGGACGAGAUAAAAGCUUAUCGUAAGUCUAAUAGACUUACCAAGAAUAGGUCUAAGCGGGAACUCGCCAAGAUUAAAUGUUAUAAGUGUGGAAAUUUUGGGCUUAUAGCACCCAAUUGCAAGCUUGAAAAGCUGAAAGCCUUAGAGCUUGAUGAAGAAGUUCAUGAUAAGGUUUAUAGUUCAGAAGAAGAAAUUGAGUUGCCUGAAUCAUCUGAUAAUAAUCAGCGCGAUAAUAUGAAUGCUUGCAAUACUUGCAAUGGUGAUACUUUCUUAUGUGAUACUUUGAAAUCCACCAAAGUACAAGAAAAAAUUAAAUUGAUUUCUGAACAAAUUGAUAUUUGUGCGGAUCAUCCUAGUGCUUUCUGUAAUCAGAAAAAGCAUAUUGUCACUCUUCCUAAUGAAGACAAUUUCUCUGAGGAUGAAAUUCCUACUAAAUCCCGUCCUUGUCAGAUGAAUUCCAAAUUAGUUGAAUUAUGUAAAAAAGAAAUUGAUAAUUUGUUACAAAAGGGCUUGAUAAAACCUUCAAAAUCACAUUGGUCUUGUACUGCAUUUUAUGUUAACAAUGCUACUGAAAAGGAACGAGGUGUCCCCAGGAUGGCCCCUCCUUAG
This is a messenger RNA of Solanum stenotomum, 990 nucleotides long. RefSeq lists its product as uncharacterized. NCBI's taxonomy places the organism in Eukaryota, Viridiplantae, Streptophyta, Magnoliopsida, Solanales, Solanaceae. The record is from RefSeq and is a predicted model, not a curated record. The transcript has 3 exons. The coding region runs from base 1 to 990 and encodes 329 amino acids.